Messenger RNA from Tarenaya hassleriana, 1437 nucleotides. RefSeq names its product calcium uptake protein 1, mitochondrial. The transcript has 6 exons. The record is from RefSeq and is a predicted model, not a curated record. Gene Ontology annotation, biological process: mitochondrial calcium ion homeostasis; calcium import into the mitochondrion. Gene Ontology annotation, molecular function: calcium ion binding. The coding region runs from base 1 to 1335 and encodes 444 amino acids. Gene Ontology annotation, cellular component: uniplex complex. NCBI's taxonomy places the organism in Eukaryota, Viridiplantae, Streptophyta, Magnoliopsida, Brassicales, Cleomaceae.
AUGCCCGCGUUGUUAUCCUGCUCGAGAAGAUCUCCGCCGUCCGUUGGUCGAGUUUUGCGGCUCAUCAAACGGCUACAGAUCCACGGAUUCUCUUCUCGGUCGUCGUCUUCGUUCCCGGAAUCUUCUUCGCCGUCAAGUUUUCUUCCCGGCGUCGGCCGGUCGAAGCGUGGUGGUUCCGUCGGCCCUCUUGCUAAGUGGAUCGCUGGAAUCGCUGCCUGUUCCGGCUUAGGGUUUGUGUAUUGGUCCUGUGGUUACGAUUCGAGCUCUGGUUUGUUCCGUGGAAAGACGUUUCUGCCCUUCUCUGCCUUCUCGGCGGCGUCUGAAGCCGGUGAGGAUACGGUGGAUGAUCUGGGAUCGGGAUCAUUCUUUCAGAAAUUGGCGGUGCCUGAUUACAGCUCUCGAUUUAUUGUCGGAGACGCUUUCAGGAGGAAAGUCUUUUUCAACUACGAGAAGCGCUUGAGAUUGCAGAGUCCGCCUGAAAAGGUUUUCGAGUACUUUGCAUCAGUUAGAACAGCGGAAGGGGAACGGAUGAUGAAACCUGCAGAUUUGAUGAGGGCGAUUGUUCAGGUGUUUCCACCGUCGGAAUCCCAUCUGAUAAGGGAAGGACAUUUGAACGGGGAGAGGAGUCCUGGUGAGUUAAGAUGUUCUCCUUCCGAGUUUUUCAUGCUGUUUGAUGUCGACAAUGAUGGGCUUAUCUCCUUUAAAGAGUACAUAUUUUUCGUGACGUUACUCAGCAUACCUGAAUCGAGUUUUUCCGUGGCUUUCAAAAUGUUUGAUCUCAACCAUAACGGGGAGAUUGACAAGGACGAAUUCAAGAAAGUAAUGAGUUUGAUGAGAUCUCAGCAUAGACAAGGAGUUUUCCACAGAGAUGGUCUUCGUACAGGAUUUAAGACAUCUGGUUCUGUCGAGGAUGGUGGCUUGGUAGAAUACUUCUUCGGAAAAGACGGGAACGAAAAACUCAAACACGACAAGUUCGUCCAGUUCAUGAGAGACCUAACCGAUGAAAUGCUCAGGCUAGAGUUUGCCCAUUAUGACUACAAAGGAAGAGGAACCAUAUCGGGCAAAGAUUUCGCACUGUCAAUGGUUGCUGCCGCUGAUUUGAACCAUUUGGGCAAACUGCUUGAUCGAGUUGACGAACUCGGCGACCACCCUCAUCUUCAUGACAUCCGCAUUUCUCUGGACGAAUUCAAACAGUUCGCUAAGUUACGGAUAAAACUGGGACAGUUUUCCAUGGCCCUUUUCACGUGCGGGGAAGCAAAUGGUCUAUUGACAAUGGAGGACUUCAAACGAGCAGCGGCUCAUGUAAGGCAUCUAAAAACUCGUUCUCGGACUUGAAGCAUUUUGCGAAACUUUCAACGUGGGAUAUGCCACAUGUAUGCGAUGUAUCGUUGUCAGAGAAUGUGGUAGAGAUUGCGUUCUACGUGUUCGAUUCGAACA